This is a messenger RNA of Drosophila simulans, 1833 nucleotides long. RefSeq names its product probable cytochrome P450 312a1 (gene Cyp312a1). Lineage: Eukaryota; Metazoa; Arthropoda; Insecta; Diptera; Drosophilidae. The coding region runs from base 220 to 1752 and encodes 510 amino acids. The record is from RefSeq and is a predicted model, not a curated record. The transcript is spliced from 3 exons. Gene Ontology annotation, molecular function: oxidoreductase activity, acting on paired donors, with incorporation or reduction of molecular oxygen; iron ion binding; heme binding.
AGCUUGUGUGAAAUAUGUCGCUGUACACUAUUUUUUAAAUUUAUACACUGUGCACUGAUUCGGUUUUUUUUCUUGUGUAAAUUCGCUUGUUACCCAACUUUUAUGACCCUUGGGUCCGGUGACCCUUUAGUAACCGUCUGAUCUCUGCGUCUGUGUUCCGCUUAAAACGCUUGAUGCGACGCUGCAACGAGGCAGUUGCUCUUUAGAACGUCCGUCGCAAUGUUCUGGCUCGGAUUCGGAUUGCUGUUGGUCGCGUUGUCCCUAUACCUGCUAUAUGUGUUCGAGCGGCAGAGCAGGAUCGACCGGCUCACCCACAAUUGGCCAGCCCCACCGGCCCUGCCAUUCAUUGGCCAUCUGCACAUCCUAGCCAAAUUGGUGGGCCCGCAUCCACUUCGACGUGCCACCGAAAUGAUCGAUCAACAUCUGCACGAUCACCGCGGAAAACUGUGGAUGGGCACCAAGCUCUAUCUCGUGGACUGCAAUCCGAAGGAUAUACAGGCUCUGUGCAGUGCCCAGCAGCUGUUGCAGAAGACCAACGACUAUCGGGUCUUCGAGAACUGGCUCUGCGAGGGCCUCUUCACCAGUGGAUUCGAGAAGUGGUCCCAUCGCCGGAAGAUCGUAAUGCCGGCAUUCAACUACACGAUGAUCAAACAGUUUGUUGCCGUCUUUGAGAAACAGUCGAGGAUUCUUCUGACGAAUGUCGCUAAAUUUGCCGAGUCCGGGGAUCAAAUUGACUUCCUUCAACUGAUCAGUUGCUUCACUUUGGACACUAUUUGUGAAACGGCCCUCGGAGUCUCUGUGGGUUCCCAGUCGAGCGCCAAUUCGGACUACCUAGAUGCUGUUAAAUCAAUCCUUGUGAUCAUCGAUAAGCGACUGAAGAACAUCUUCUACCGCAACUCGUUUAUAUUCAAACGCACAUCGCAUUAUAAGCGAGAGCAGGAGCUGAUAAAAACGCUUCACGGAUUCACAGAGGGCAUUAUCCAGAAACGUAUUGAUGAAAUCAACCAGGAUGCGGAGAAUCGCAACUACCAGAGUAAUGAUGCGGAAUUGGACGGAGUGAAGCGGACCCUUUGCUUUCUGGACACCUUGCUACUGUCCAAGGGUCCCGAUGGGAAGCCUUUGACAGUCAAGGAUAUACGCGAGGAAGUGGACACCAUCAUAUUUGGGGGCUUCGAUCUCACGGCCACCACCCUCAACUUUUUCAUGUAUAACAUGACUCUUCAUCCGGAGCACCAGCAGCGAUGCCGCGAGGAGGUGUGGUCGGUAUGCGGCAAGGACAAAAGUGAACCCAUCACCAUAGAGCAGGUGCGCGAAAUGGAGUUCCUGGAGGCGUGUAUAAAGGAAACACUGCGGAUGUAUCCUUCAGGUCCACUCACUGCCAGAAAAGCCACAGCCAAUUGCACAAUUAAUGACUUCUUCAUACCGAAGGGUAGCGAUGUUAUCAUUUCACCAAUUUACAUGGGGCGCUGCAAGGACUUCUUUCCGGAACCCAUGGUCUUCAAGCCAGAUCGCUGGGCGAUUGGAGCGGAGCCCAAAAUUGAGGCCACCACUUUUAUACCCUUCAUGGCGGGGGCGCGGAGUUGCAUGGGCCAGCGGUAUGCAAUGGUCAUGCUCAAAAUGGUGCUAGCCCACCUGCUGAGGAACUUCCUGUUCGAGCCGCUUGGCGAGCGACAGGUGAAGUUGAAGCUCAACUUUGUGAUCACCCUGCACACCGUUGAACCCUAUCUAUGUAGAGCUAAAGCUUUAGAUUGAGGCUAGCCAACAGUUUUUCACUUAGCCAAUACGUUUGUCAAUAAAGUUAGGUAUUAUUGUAGGUACAUUCCGCUUAUUAUA